UCGGUUGCGCUGGGGCCGCGCGUCGGAGGUAAAUAUUAGGGCGGUGGGAGUGGGCUCCAGGCCGGCUGGAGGCGCCGGCUAACUGCGCGGGCGGGAGGCAUCGCCCGGCCGCCGGAGUUUCCCCCUUUCCAGGGUGAGACAGGUUUUACACAACAACCCGGAGUUCUUUAGUUGAAACGUGCGCUCUGUUGAAACAAGGCAUUUUGAUUGCUGUCUUUUUACAGCAUGGACACCAAAUUGCUAAAAGCAUGCUUUGGGACUGCCAGUGAAUUUACCUUUUGCAGUUUUACUACAAACUUACUAGUUCUCUUCUUUUUAAGUUAAUAUCUGGCGUUAAUAUCACAAUGAGUUCAGGCUUAUGGAGCCAAGAAAAAAUCACUUCACCUUACUGGGAAGAACGUAUUUUUUACUUGCUUCUUCAAGAAUGCAGUGUGACAGACAAACAGACCCAAAAGCUUCUUAAAGUGCCAAAGGGAAGUAUAGGACAGUAUAUCCAAGACCGGUCUGUGGGGCAUUCGAGGAUUCCUUCUGCAAAAGGCAAGAAAAAUCAGAUUGGACUAAAAAUCCUAGAGCAACCACAUGCUGUACUUUUUGUUGAUGAAAAGGAUGUGGUAGAAAUAAAUGAAAAAUUCACAGAGUUACUUUUGGCAAUUACCAAUUGUGAAGAAAGGUUCAGCCUGUUUAAAAACAGAAACAGGCUAAGUAAAGGCCUGCAAAUAGAUGUGGGCUGCCCUGUGAAAGUGCAACUGAGAUCUGGGGAAGAAAAAUUUCCUGGAGUUGUGCGCUUCAGAGGACCCUUAUUAGCUGAGAGGACAGUUUCGGGAAUAUUCUUUGGAGUAGAAUUACUGGAAGAAGGUCGUGGCCAAGGCUUCACAGAUGGAAUCUACCAAGGAAAACAGCUUUUCCAGUGUGAAGAAGACUGUGGGGUAUUCGUUGCUCUCGACAAGCUGGAACUCAUAGAAGAUGAUGAUAAUGGGCUGGAGAGUGACUAUGCAGGCCCAGUGGACACCAUGCAGGCUGAGCUUCCCCCUCUGGAAAUAAACUCCAGAGUUUCUUUGAAGCUUGGAGAAACUAUAGAAUCUGGAACAGUUAUAUUCUGUGAUGUUUUGCCUGGGAAAGAAAGCUUGGGAUAUUUUGUUGGUGUGGAUAUGGAUAAUCCUAUUGGCAACUGGGAUGGAAGAUUUGAUGGAGUACAGCUUUGCAGCUUUGCAAGUGUUGAAAGUACAGUUCUCUUGCAUAUCAAUGAUAUCAUCCCAGAGAGUGUGACCCAGGAAAGGAGGCCUCCCAAACUUGCCUUUAUGUCAAGAGGUGUUGGGGACAAAGGCUCAUCCAGUCACAACAAACCAAAGGUUACAGGAUCUACCUCAGACCCUGGAAAUAGAAACAGAUCUGAAUUAUUUUAUACCUUAAAUGGGUCUUCUAUUGACUCACAGCCACAACCCAAAUCAAAAAAUACUUGGUACAUUGAUGAAGUUGCUGAGGACCCUGCAAAAUCGCUUACAGAACUGUCACCAGACUUCAGGCAAGCUUCACCACCACCGCAGCCUCCUUCCAUGAACUCACUGCCCAGUGAGAACAGGUUUCACUCUCUGCCAUUCAGUCUGACAAAGCUGCCCAGCAGCAAUGGAAGCAUUGGCCACAGCCCGCUUUCUCUGUCAGUUCAGUCUGUGAUGGGAGAGCUGAACAAUGCGCCUGUCCAGGAGAGCCCGCCCCUGCCGGUAUCUUCCAGUAACUCCCACGGCCUGGAAGUGGGCUCUCUGGCUGAAGUCAAAGAGAACCCCCCUUUCUACGGGGUGAUCCGUUGGAUUGGUCAGCCGCCUGGACUGAAUGAAGUGCUAGCUGGACUCGAACUGGAAGACGAAUGUGCCGGCUGUACGGACGGAACCUUUAGGGGCACCCGGUAUUUCACCUGUGCCCUAAAGAAGGCGCUUUUCGUCAAGCUGAAGAGCUGCAGGCCAGACUCGAGGUUCGCGUCGCUGCAGCCCGUCCCCAAUCAGAUCGAGCGCUGUAACUCUCUAGUUGGUGGCUACUUAAGUGAAGUAGUUGAAGAAAAUACUCCACCAAAAAUGGAAAAAGAAGGUCUAGAGAUAAUGAUUGGAAAGAAGAAAGGUAUCCAAGGUCAUUACAAUUCUUGUUACUUAGAUUCGACUCUGUUCUGCUUGUUUGCUUUUAGUUCUGUCCUGGACACUGUGUUACUCAGACCUAAAGAAAAGCAUGAUGUGGAAUAUUAUAGUGAAACUCAAGAGUUACUGAGGACAGAAAUUGUUAAUCCGCUAAGAAUAUAUGGAUAUGUGUGUGCAACAAAGAUUAUGAAACUGAGGAAAAUACUUGAAAAAGUUGAGGCUGCAUCAGGAUUUACCUCUGAAGAAAAAGAUCCUGAGGAAUUCUUAAAUAUCCUGUUUCAUCAUAUUUUAAGGGUAGAGCCAUUGCUAAAAAUAAGGUCAGCAGGUCAAAAAGUACAAGAUUGUUACUUCUAUCAAAUUUUUAUGGAAAAAAAUGAGAAAGUUGGAGUUCCUACCAUUCAGCAGUUAUUAGAGUGGUCUUUUAUCAACAGUAACCUGAAAUUUGCUGAGGCACCAUCGUGUCUGAUUAUUCAGAUGCCUCGAUUUGGAAAAGACUUUAAACUUUUUAAAAAAAUUUUUCCUUCUCUGGAACUAAAUAUAACAGAUUUACUUGAAGACACCCCGAGGCAGUGCCGGAUAUGUGGAGGGCUGGCCAUGUAUGAGUGCAGAGAGUGCUAUGAUGACCCAGACAUCUCGGCCGGGAAAAUCAAACAGUUCUGUAAAACCUGCAACACACAAGUCCACCUUCAUCCCAAGAGGUUAAAUCACAAAUAUAACCCGGUGUCGCUUCCCAAAGACUUGCCUGACUGGGACUGGCGGCACGGCUGCAUCCCCUGCCAGAAGAUGGAGCUGUUUGCCGUCCUCUGCAUAGAGACGAGCCACUACGUGGCUUUUGUGAAGUAUGGGAAAGAUGACUCCGCCUGGCUCUUCUUUGACAGCAUGGCUGAUCGGGAUGGUGGCCAGAAUGGCUUCAACAUUCCUCAAGUUACCCCGUGCCCGGAAGUAGGCGAGUACUUGAAGAUGUCCCUGGAAGACCUGCACUCCUUGGACUCCAGGAGGAUCCAGAGCUGUGCACGGAGGCUCCUCUGUGACGCGUACAUGUGCAUGUACCAGAGUCCGACCAUGAGCCUGUACAAGUAAACGGGCCGCCUGGUGCAGGAGCAGAGACUGGGCGCAGGCGUUAGCGUUGCAUUUCCCCAAGCUGGCGGUUUUGUUUCCACGUCCAUUGCCGGCAAUGGAUGUCUCUGUGGUGAUGAUCCUUCGGAAAAGGAUUCCUGUGUUUAAAAAACAAAUUUGCUUUUGUGUUACUGAAGUAUUUAAUAAGAAGCAUUUUGCACUCUAGAAAGUAUGUUUGUGUUGGUUUUUUUAAAAAGUCUAAAUGAAGUUAUUAAUACCUGAAGCUUUAAGUCAAGUGCAUUGAUCAUAUAUUUUUGGAAGCAUAAAAUUUUAAUUGUGACAGUGUAAAGCCUUUCUGAGUUCACUGAGGAUGUAAAUAAAUGUGUCUUCUUUAUGGACCAAGAAUAUGAAAUCAUUUUUCCUUUGUAGCUGACAGUUGCCUUGAGGAAGGAAUAUUUUGGUUUCCUGAGCGUCUACUUUCAACCCAGUUACUAAAGUUGCUGUGAGUUUGGUUUCUUAAUCCUGUGUAGCCUUGAUUCCUGCAUGUCUCUACCUGGCUUCCCGUGUUUCUGCAGUAGCAGUCAGAGAAGUAGUUCAGCCCCCUGAGAGGUGUUGUUCUCUAUUGGUUCUGGCUUUGAGAUAACUGAGUGACUUUUGUCAUAAAAUGUCCAUUUUGGAUGUAAUUUUUCUGGGGGGUUAUGUAUCCCGCAACUGAAGGUCUUCAACUCGCAGUGGUAACUAUCAGCAAACAGGUUUUAUAAGGCUCCUAUUUUCUGCAGUGGGGCGCAAUCAGUUUUAUAAAAGUAUUGGGGUGAUAAACAUAAAUCAUUCCUACACAAAAAUAUAAUCUGUAAGAAAAUAAAUCUGACUUGUAGAGUCACUCAGUAAUGUUUCCCAGAGAGAGACACGGCUCUCUAGCCCUGACGUAAGUUUGACCAGUCAGUCAACACACUGAAUUCAGUUUAGUUUCACUUGUGAAAGUGACAGUUGCAAAUCAGAUUUUUUUAUUGACAUGUUAGCAGCAGCUUUCUCCUCCUCCUGAUUCCCUGAUUAAAGAACUAGAAAAUGGAUGUUUUCUUAGCUAGUAGCCUAACGUGUGUCUAGAGCGCAGUACCGUUGUAGACUAGCCCUGUAGGUUAUUAAUGUGCUGUGGGUUGUGUGUUCCGAGUGUUGUUUUCUGGUAGUGAUGUCUUUCUGGAAGUCAUUGUUAACCAUGCGGAAGUCAGAAAGCGGUCAUAUGCGCACGACAUAUGACUUCACAGAGGAGUGAAUGACAACCGAACUGCCGAGGGUCUUCAUAAAGCCUGCAAUGUUUUUGUUUUUUUUUUGGCUAGGCUCAUUUACCCUUCGACUUUAUCGUUCCAUCUUCAUAGUAUUUACUAGCUUCAUAAAUCGUAUAAUAAGCUACAGGAACCCCUUCAUCGUCUAAUUUUUUUCAUUCUUGAAAUGAAAAAUAUGUGCAUUUUCCAUGAGAUUCUCCUAGCUGCUUGGGUGGGGUGCUGAGAUGGGUUGGGAGCCAGAGUUGUGGGCUGAGGACUGACCUCACCUCUAGUCUCUUGAGCACUUGGGAAGGACAGGAUGGAGUCAGGAUGUCUGAGGUCUCCUUGCUGACCAUCCCCAAGUCCAGUCUAUCUAGGAAGGACUGCAUUUUAAAAGACAACUGGAGUUACAAAGAAAAGAGACGUCAGUUCCUUUUCUUUGAGCAUUAAAGCAAAAUGCAAGUUGAGGAAGGGCUGUUCACACCAGCUCCCCACCUGUCUGCAGGGAUCCCCUGCCUCACGGCAGAGACUCACCGGGACAGCCCGCCUCACCCAUGAGUUAUUUCUAAGGAACUUUUCCCUGAGUAGAACUUCACCUCCUUCUAGUGUUAUCUGCAGGGGGCUGUAGGGACCAGCUGUGGUGGUGCAGUGCAGGCGUGGCCUUUCCCGAGGCCCUGGGUGGCCCAUAGGGGGCCUCCUGCUUGUUCCCUGGGAGCCCGUGGGCACCCUGGGUUUAUGCCAGGGGUGGCCUCUGUGCCUAUAGAUUUACUUAAAAUUUACACCUCAAUUUUCUUUCACAUGUUCUUGUUGGUACCUUGAACGCUUUGGUUCUCUUUUCCCUGUUUAUUACCUACAGUCAAGAUGACAGUAUAGUAGGAUCAUAUUUAUAAUGUGACUCAUGACUCAGAGCUGCAAACAGAAAAUAAAAUCCGUCGUGAUCCCCAAAGUGUGUGUGCACGCGUGGGGCUGUUUGUGUGUCUGUGUGUAUGUGUUUGUGUGGGGAGGGAGGAGAGCAACCGUGCCAGCAAUGUGUUCCAUCCUUCCCUGUGGGUUUUAUAAAGGAGUUUUAUUCCACCCACAAAAGAAUGUGUGUAAGGCCAGGAGAACACGCUGAAACAAAAAGGAAACCCAGGCAAGGAUGGGCCUUCAAGCCCCUAACGAUUAUCUCCUCAGAACCAUUGAGUUUUUAGAGCUCAGAUGUGCCCGCUGUUGGAGGCGACUGGCUUCCUGCCGUCCCUCGGCUGCGUUUAGACUUUCACGGCAUCCGCACACCCGGGAGCCAGGGCGUCUGCCCUGGAGCCAUGGAGCCAUGGGCCUAUGUUGCCGCCCCCUUCAGGCCUGCCAGCGCCUAGUUAGUUCCUUUCGGCGGGUCUUGGGUCCAGCUGGAUGGUCCUGGUCUGCCUGGAGGAUCGUGGACAGGCGUGAGCAGGGACACAGGCGUGGCGGAAUGGCUGCCGACCAACAUGUACCUAGUGGGCAUUAUUCCCAGGAUUGUGCCAGGAGAAAGACUUCCUGGUUCUGUCUCCCACAACUUACCUCCUGCACCUAGCAACAGACCAGCCAUGCACCUGGCUGCGGCCCUUUCUCUGUCACCUGCUCCGUUAGCCUUCGUGACAGCCUGGCUGUGGGGGCCUUAGCUUUCUGCUCUGUCGUGAGGGGGCUGGGAUGUCACAUUUGAGACCACAUUUGCUGAGUCUGCCUUUUCCUGAAAGGGAGGAAUUUAUUAGGGAAAAGCUCAGCCAGGUGAACCCGACGGUCAGUUGCAUUGAAGACCACUCAGCAUAGCCUUUCCCUCUAUGCCGCGGGAUGAUACCAUGUAACGUGUGAAUGACCCACCAUAAGCGUGGGGUUGAGGUGGUCCUAGAUCGGGCGUGUGGAUCUGUAGCAGAAAGGCCGUUCUCAGGCCCACCUCCCCCUGCUGUUUCCCGGGGCUCUAGGCUGUGUUUAGAACGCACUUUAAUCUUGAGAGGAUGAGUGAUGUUCUAUACCUGUACAAUUUCCUUCCAUUUUAUUUUCUAGGGGAUUAAAAGGUAGAAAAAUACAAUGAUCAGAAAAAUUAAAGCUUGUAUUGUUUUCCACUAUAUACUCCUAUGUGAUAAAAGAUACUAAAUUAUGUGAAGCUUCUUCAGCCAAUAGAACUUCUCAUAAAGGAAAGGUCCUUGUUAAAAUAGAUGGAAACUAUGGUGAGAAGGAGAGGGGAGGAGGAGGAGAGAAGGCAACCCCCUGUAAAGCUGCUGUGUACCCGGGGGGCCCCGAAGGUGGGCUCCUGUGUGCCUGGGACGGGGCCCGUCAGCGGCCGGGGUUCUAGAGAGGCUUUCUGCAGCGGCACCUAGGCCUUAUCUGUCCUCUUUUGGACAUAUCAUUGCUGGGGAAGGGAGAGAGAAAAAGACUCAUUUGAAAUUCUAGAGCAGAUGAGGGACCUCUCCUGAAUUAGCAAGAGCAGCAAAAAGCUGGCCAGCAAACACAGCCGAGGAUGAUGGACAAGUGGGAAGGCAGGCAGCCCUUCGCCCCAAUGCCCCCUCAUGAACGCCAGGGCUUCAGCAGAGUGCCCAGGCCCCACAGGGGUUCCCCUCUCCCAGGGGGAUGCCUCGUUGGUUCUACCAUAGACUUUAUGUCUUCGGAGAGCCUGGGGGAAGGGCCAGGACGGAGGGGUUGUCCUUUGAGCAUCCCAACUUCUGAGAUGAUUCAUUGCACCUUCACUGUUCAUUUUUUUCUAGAGAGAUCAUGUGGGAAAGAGAACUGCCUCUGGUUUUGUUUUCUAAUGUGGCUUGUCGUGCUGCGGGCCUUCAACUCCAGAAAGUCAUAGCUGCUUCUCAUAAACAUUGCUUUUUAAAAUGUCGUUAGGAUUUUCCUAGGGAAGCAGCAGUUAGCAGUCAGCUGGUGUCAAGGAGUGAGUUUUGUGCUGUGUCUCCCACACCUGGUAUCCUGUACAACAUUUAUGUAUUUAUUUUUUGCCUGAAGAACAUCCUAUAUUUGUGGAGACUCUUUAAAAGUAACACCACAUAAAAUAUCCCUUUACUAUCAGAUUGCUCUGAUUUAGCCUUAAUUUUGUUAAAUUUUUUAGAGAUGAACGAAGUGCUGCUGUGGAAAGAAAUGUACUAUAUACUAUUUCU
Condylura cristata (star-nosed mole) is the source of this 7551-nucleotide messenger RNA. RefSeq names its product cylindromatosis (turban tumor syndrome) (gene CYLD). Bases 345 to 3203 code for a protein of 952 amino acids. NCBI's taxonomy places the organism in Eukaryota, Metazoa, Chordata, Mammalia, Eulipotyphla, Talpidae. Gene Ontology annotation, cellular component: cytosol. The record is from RefSeq and is a predicted model, not a curated record. The transcript has 18 exons. Gene Ontology annotation, biological process: protein K63-linked deubiquitination; positive regulation of extrinsic apoptotic signaling pathway; necroptotic process. Gene Ontology annotation, molecular function: cysteine-type deubiquitinase activity; K63-linked deubiquitinase activity.